AUUUAAAAUUAUAAAAAAUUACUAGUUGUGAAAAGACGAUCCUGGGGCUGCUGAGACAAACUUCAAUUAAUUAGUCUUUACAGGAAGUACCGCAAGAAUUCCAGCGGCUGAUCCACGUCUGUAGUAGUUGUCUGAAUAUCGGAAUCCAAAGGUAGAAGGAAGAGUUGAAGACAAUGGUUAAGUCUACUGCUAAGGAUGCACAAGAUCUUAUCCGCACUCUUUGGUCUGCUUAUUCCGCAACCCCUACAAAUCUCAAGAUCAUUGAUCAUUAUGUUGUGUUCGCUGUCUUCACUGCCCUCAUCCAGGUAGUUUACAUGGCUUUGGUGGGAACAUUUCCAUUCAACUCCUUCCUGUCGGGAGUACUUUCUUGCGUUGGAACUGCAGUUUUGGCUGUUUGUCUCCGGAUCCAAGUGAAUAAAGAGAACAAGGAAUUCAAGGACAUUGCUCCUGAGCGUGCUUUUGCAGAUUUUGUUCUCUGCAAUGUGGUGCUCCAUUUGGUGAUCAUGAAUUUCCUUGGUUAAAUUGGGUUCAUGUAGCUUUGCUUGAUUCCAUUAGAACAGAACUCAUUGACUCAAAAGACGAAGAAAAAUAGAGCAGAGACCUGGGAUAGGAAAAAUAAUAGUAGUUGUACCUGGACCCUUUCCUUUUCCGGGAAUUUUGUUUGGACAGAGAAAUGCUAGGAGUUUACUUUGCAUUCUUUUAAAUGUUUGUUGAAUUUGAAUUACACAAGAUGUUCACAUCAACUAUCUAAAUCUGAGCAAGGUGUUCGCAUGUUUUAGUCUUCUGAACAAAUUUGAAUGAUCUGUUAUAACUGCCUUCUCCUGCAUCUAAAUGAAAGGAAUGUUGGAUUAGAGUACCUCCAACAAUGA
This is a messenger RNA of Medicago truncatula (barrel medic), 869 nucleotides long. RefSeq names its product dolichyl-diphosphooligosaccharide--protein glycosyltransferase subunit DAD1. The transcript has 6 exons. NCBI's taxonomy places the organism in Eukaryota, Viridiplantae, Streptophyta, Magnoliopsida, Fabales, Fabaceae. The coding region runs from base 174 to 521 and encodes 115 amino acids. Gene Ontology annotation, biological process: protein N-linked glycosylation. Gene Ontology annotation, cellular component: oligosaccharyltransferase complex; membrane. The record is from RefSeq and is a predicted model, not a curated record.